AGAACUAAAUGCCCCACUGGAGCUGAUUGGGGAAAGUGGGGGUGAGUUUGGGUCAGGACCAGUAUGGCCUUCGCCAUGAUCCGUUCGGUGCCAACGCACGUGAUCUAUCCGGACCUUUCCAUUCUGUCAGAGGAUGAGGAGAACCAGAGCGAUGAUUCCGACCAAUCGUUUGGCUGCUAUCAGAGCUCGCCCAAGAGGAGGAAAGUGGGGGGCACGGGGGGCACUGGGGGGGGGCAGCCGGUGGUGAAGCAGAGACAAGCGGCCAAUGCCAGGGAGAGAGAUCGCACCCAAAGCGUCAACACGGCCUUCACCGCCCUGCGCACUCUCAUCCCCACCGAGCCGGUGGAUCGCAAGCUGUCUAAGAUCGAGACCCUGCGCCUGGCGUCCAGUUACAUCUCCCACUUGGCCAACGUGCUGCUACUGGGCGAGGGCUGCCAGGAUGGCCAACCGUGCUUCUCUACCGUCUAUAGAGCCAAGGACUCCGACGGCAAAGUGCCCCGCAGCAUCUGCACCUUCUGCCUCAGCAACCAAAGGAAGGGGGCCACACGCAGAGAGCAUGCUGGGAACUGCCUGAGAGUUCGGGGGCUGAACACUUUGCGGGUCGCACAGAGAUGACCCCCGAGUAUCGGGGAGGAACCCCCAAAUCUUUCCCACACAGACCAAGUGCCAAUGCUGCCCAGGGCCUGGCAGGGCGAAACCGGGCAUCUGUCGGGCACAGAUUGGGCUCAGGAUGGACCCCCCCCAUGUAUAUUCCUUCUGAGAGCUGGGCUUCCUACUGGGGGGCCACAGGGACUCGGGGUCACUGACCCCACAGCACUGACUGUUUCACGUAAAUAUUUGUACAGUAGGCAAAGGGUUAAUUAAAGUGUCACUCGUGCAACGAGAA
Xenopus tropicalis (tropical clawed frog) is the source of this 886-nucleotide messenger RNA. RefSeq names its product transcription factor 15 (gene tcf15). NCBI's taxonomy places the organism in Eukaryota, Metazoa, Chordata, Amphibia, Anura, Pipidae. Gene Ontology annotation, cellular component: nucleus. The record is from RefSeq and is marked provisional. Gene Ontology annotation, molecular function: protein dimerization activity.